This is a messenger RNA of Hemibagrus wyckioides, 6433 nucleotides long. It is a transcript of the gene tp53inp2b, whose product is annotated as tumor protein p53-inducible nuclear protein 2. Bases 609 to 1448 code for a protein of 279 amino acids. Gene Ontology annotation, biological process: positive regulation of DNA-templated transcription; autophagosome assembly. The record is from RefSeq and is a predicted model, not a curated record. Gene Ontology annotation, cellular component: nucleus; autophagosome. The transcript has 4 exons. NCBI's taxonomy places the organism in Eukaryota, Metazoa, Chordata, Actinopteri, Siluriformes, Bagridae.
UGAGCUUCUACGUUGUGAUCCGCGGAUCAGCUGGGCGAAGCAAUAACAGCCAGGACAAAAACAAGACAAAUAUAUCUCUAUAUAUCUAAUGCACCAAAAACAGGGUUAAAAAAAGCAACAAGACAAGAACACAAGGAUAAAGGCUGCACUUUUAAACCGUCGUGUAGUUUCAAAGUUUCUUCUAAGAAGAAAGUCCUAUUAUUAUUAUUCUCUUUAUUUUCCUGUUAAUGUAAUCCUGGUGCAUUAACACUACCUCAUACACAGAAACGCUCCUGAAUCUGGAGCUUUAAGGCUUUUGUCGUGCUUUUUACUGUUUCGUCCACACGUUUACACAUUUCUUCGGUGCUCCAGCAAAGGCAGGCCUUUGCAGUAAUAAAAAGACCAUAAACUUGCACUCUGAGAGUUAAUCAACUCUUCCUAGGUUCCUUCCACCAACAAGGGCUUGACAAGAAAAAGACGCCAAUAACACGCCGUGCCGGUCCUUCAAACCUGCCACAGAAGACCAUCAGCAUUAGCAACUGUACAUCGGCGUCUGUUCCAAGACAAAUUCCAAGGCAGCUCUCCCUCAGGAUAUCUACACAACCUGCCCUUUGAACUUCAAAGCAGCCAUGUUCCAGCGACUGAGCAACCUGCUUUUCGGAGCGGUGGAGGACGUCUCUGCCGAGCUCAAUGGACCCAAGCCGUGCGUGACCGAGGUGGACGAUGAGGGAUGGCUUCUGGUCAGCGUUCCUGGUGACAGAGACUGUUCCACACUGGGUGAGGAUGGGGCAGAGGUCCCGUCAAUAGCACAGUCUCUUCCACAUAGUGAGUGUCAGAGGGUGGAGUCUGGAUGUGAAACAGCCACUCCCCCCUCUUGUUCAGGUGACUCCACCCCUUUCUCAUGCAAACGGCGCAGGACUAGAGCAGGCCGCUCUCAGGCGACAUGUCCUCCUUCGUCUCGUUCCCUUCGCUCCCCACUUUCCCUCGACUCUCCCUCCCCGCUUGGGUCAGGUGGAGCGAAUGCGCUGUCUGACCCCACCUCCUGUGGGUUGGAUGAGAGCUGGUUCAUCACUCCUCCACCCUGUUUCACUGCAGAGGGCGCGCCAGCUGAGGCCAGCCCCAUGGAGGACUUGCUCAUCGAGCAUCCUAGCAUGUCUGUCUACGUCUCUUCGUCCAACCUGGAGCAGAGUACAGCCAACAUGGCUGACAGCGUGAGCAGGAUGUCUGAAUCUACCCCUGCCCCUAUUCCCACUCGGCCAGUGCGAGGAUCAGCAUGUCAGGCAGUUCCUCUUGCCAAAGUGACUCAGGUGAGCCGUGUUCAGAGGGCCAAAGCCCGUGUGGAGCGCCGUCACCUGACCCGUGGUCGCAUGCAGCGCCAAAACCGCGUCCGCCAGCAGAUCCCUCGCCACGUGACUCACACACGCAACUCCUUCCUGCACCAACCGUGCCAGCGCAACUUCUGCCACUGAUGCACCCGGAUCCCAGCAUUUAUUCACCACGUUCACCAACCUCCAUCAUCCCACAUCACCUAUCAUACCAAGAUUUCAAUAUCUUCACCAAAGCCCUCAUUUUAUGCUAGCGUUUUCAUGUUACUCCUCUCACCAUCAGGAGUUAUUUUUAGCUUAAAUGCCUGAAACAUAUCCGUUAUGGUCGAACCAUUUGUUUUUCCAAUUAGCCUUCGAUUAGCAUCGCGCUGUUUUAAACAGUAGCCGCAUUUGCCAGUGUCUCAAAGGUGCCGUUUACAAUCAGCGAUCUCACACGCAGGCGAACGUGAGAAUGGAUAAUGUCGAGCAAAACAAAAACAGAAGCAGAGCAGACACAGAACGUUGACGUGGAAGAAACCAAACAAGGGUCUGAGGCUAACUUCUCAUCCUUUUUUUGCUUUCAUUUGUGUUGGAAAAGUCCAGUUUUCUCCAUUCGUAUUUUUAACUUUUGUAUGAUUUCUUGACGAAGGAAAAUACCGUAGUGGCUAAAAUACACAUUGCAGAAUUAUCGCAUCAGAGAGAGAAAAUGCUAAACGCUAUGCUAGCUUCGAGUUUCUAAAAAAACGGAGAGAAAAAGGCUUUAACAACACACAGAAUGGCAAAGUAGGUAGAAGAAGGUAAAAGUAAGGAUAAAACAGAUUAAAGAGUGAUGGAUGUUGAUGGAGGAUCAAAGGGGGGGUAAAUAAGUAGGUAUCGUAGCCCACAGCAUUACCGUAGCACCUUCAAGGGCAAAUCCAAGCUACAAUGGAUUGCGGGUUUUUUUCCCUUCUUGCAGUUUUUUAUUUUAUUUUGUUCAUUUUAAGUAAAUUGUAUGUUGGGGUUUUGCCUUAAAAUGCUUUGGUGCAUUUUGGUGCCUCAUUAAACACUUUGGACCAAUUUAAGGUUAAGAAAAUGAAGCUAUCAUGACUGAAUAACUAACACAGUCUUCAUUUUCCCAAAAUAGUUCUGGACUAAAGUUGGGUUUGUCCUGAUUUUACUGUACAUACAAAAAUUAUUAAAACUAAAACUAUCUUAAGACUUAAGAUUUUUAAUCCGUUGCACACAAAAAGUUUCAUCUAGGUAGAAAUACACUAUAUUGCCAAAGGUUUUGGGACGUCUGCCUUUCCAUGCACAUGAAUGUAAUAUGGAGUUGUCCCGCCCUUUACAGCUAUAACAGCUUCAACUCUUCUGGGAAGACUUUCCACAAGGUUUAGGAGUGUGUUUAUGGAAAUUAUUCCUCUAGAAGCGUAUUUGUGAGGUCAGGCAACUAUUGUUGGACAAGAAGGACUGGCUCUAAUUCAUCCCAAAGGUAUUCUAUGGGGUUGAGGUCAGGACUCAUGCUUGGACCUUGCUUUGUGCACUGGUGCGCAGUCAUGUUGGAACAGGAGCAUGAAAUUGUCCAAAAUGCUGAAGCAUUAAGAGUUCCUUUCACUGGAACUAAGGGGCUGAGUCCAACCCCUGAAAAACAACACCUGAAUUCAGUGAUUUGGAGGGGUGUCCCAAAACCUUUGACAAUAUAGUAUAAGUUUAGUCCAUAUGCUUAGCAUCCAUUGUUAGCAGUAGCGAACUCAAAAUGCCAGCAAUUUAGAAAAAAUCAGGUCUGGAAAUUUAAUCUAAAUGAAUUAUAUAUUUUAUAUAAAGUCACAAAAAAAUGAAAAAUAAUGAUUAAAAAUGUCAACAUAGGAAAAGAACCAAUGACAAAGAGAUAUAGUGGCUUAAAUAUGAGUCCCAGCCUGUGCCGGUCCUUUUCCUAUACAUUAUAUCAUUUAAAACUUUAAAUUUAAAGUAUCAGUGUUCUAUUUAUCAAAUCUCACCCAGUUUCAGGCAUUUUCUCCACUGUGAUCUGUAUACUUUCUGGUCACAUAUUGAUAAUAAACCUUAAAUUGACGUCCAGGCCGGAAAGAAGAGCGUAAAGCCGUCCUCAUGAGAGCCGGUGUGAGGCUGCUGGGGGCUACAGGGUAUGUUGGAUUAUAGAAGGUGCAGGAUAAUGAUAAAGGAAUUGCAUCGCCUCCUAUAGGUGAUACGGAACAAAUAAAUCUAUAACGACGCAGCAGCUCGAUCGCACAAAUCCUCGACUCAAAUUUGGUGUCGCGAAGGGGAUGCGAAUGAGCUCCUGAUUCUAAUUUAUAACCCCAAUGAUUUGAGAAAAACAGUCAACUGUUACACCUCUAGGUGGGGAAGCAGUCCUUGUCACUAGUAGGUAUAGAAAGCGACUCUUUAUUGUGUUUUGUUGCGUUACGUUUUUAAGAUCAUGUUCUUUUUAAGAUGUCUCAGACCCUUGAACUUCUUCUCUGCCUCUUGUCUUUCUCCAUUAAAUCAAUGCUCAGUGUCAGGCCUGCAUCUAAAACCCAAAGUUUAGCUUAAAAAAAAUCACUGUGACACAAAAGAUCUCAAAAGUCAUCCAUCCUCAUAUUACAUCAUGACAUUAGACUGAAUUAUUAACGUUACUUGCAGAAAUCCGUCCCGGUGAACAAACAAGGCCAGUGAUGAACGUUACUGAGAUCCUGACCUGACUAAAAGGAACACUUCUUGUUUGCUCAUUAUAGCUGAUUAGGAAGCUAACAAGUUUAUGAAAAUCAGGCUUAUAUAUGUUUGGAGAUAUCUCCAUGAUUAUCAUUCAUGACCAGGAGCAAAGGGAGGGCCAUUCUGAUUGGGCAGAUAGCACUUGCUUCCAAAGGUGUACCAUGAAUAGAUCUGGUGGCUUCAUAUGUCUCAGAGGAAGCAUGUGCUAGCCUUUCACCUUCACCUAGAGAAGCUAGUGGGCUGGAAUUUGCCAGAGAAAAAGCAAUAUAACCUCCUCGUAUAACCUCAAACUGAGGCGGAAUGAUACCAAGCCGUUCCAGUUAUCCAAGAUGGCCGCCCCAUAACGUCACAGCAUUCAGCUAGAAUACUUCAUUACUUGUUAGCUACUUUCAUUAGCUGUGUAAAGCGGCUAAUCGCAAACUAUAAUUUAUUCCAUUAUGAACAUCGUGAUUGGUCUACUGGUCCGUCCCGAGUCGAUGAUGUGUUUUUACAUAUUUGUAUCACUGGGAUGUAUUGUAACGUAUUGUAACUCCUGUGUGAGAGAGAAAGGAGGUGUGUGUGUGUGUGUGUACGCCAGUGUUAGCAAGACGGCUCUCACUUGUUUUGGCAAGGAAAACACACAAACACACACACACAUAUGCCUCCACAUGCUGAAUCCAUCCUUCUCCAUCAGUCAGUGUUAGUUUCCUCUGUGGGAUCCUCGGCAUGGCGCUCGGACUUACGUAGUGUGUAUCAUCGAUGCUGAUUAGAUUAACUAUGGUGCUGAACAUGUUUGAUUGUUUGUAAAAUUCGACUUGGAUGUACGUUUGCACUGUCUUACCUUUUAUGGUGAAUCGAGGUUGUUGUUUUUUUUUAGCUGUGUGCAAUUUUAUUUGUUUUGUUUCAAGCAUCCGUACGAACGAGAGGGUGAUGUUAAUGUGCAUGAGUUGGGAAACAAACUAUUUUAAAUUAUUCACAUUCACAUACGAUAUGUACGCAUAAUGCACAGCUCUUUACAGAACAAUGUUCGAGUGAUGCGUGUUUUAUCUGAAUGAUGUCACCAUUUAUUGAAAAUAUCUUUACAAAGCUAGGUUGAACACACAGAACCUACUUCUUUCUUUCUUUCUUUCUUUCUUUCUUUCUUUCUUUCUUUCUUUCUUUCUUUCUUUCUUUCUUUCUUUCUUUCUUUCUUUCUUUCUUUCUUUCUUUCUUUCUUUCUUUCUUUCUUUCUUUCUUUCUUUCUUUCUUUGGGGAAAUGAGGGUAUACCUUAAAAUCCACUUCUGAAACCUUUUUACUUCAUUAUACCUGCAUAUAAUGGGCUAUUUAGUCAUUAGCUGACCGCUGAGAUCGUUUUUGCGGUGUCAGUGGGACGUAACACAAUGAAAAUCUAUUAACAAAAACUAAUAUAUUCAUAUACUCAAUUUCCCCCCCCCAUAUAUUUUAUUUUUCUUAAUUUUUAAGGGAUUUUAAAGGGAUUGUAUACACACACCAUUUUGUUCCUGAUGGAUGUAUAGCAGAGGUGGACCUUUUAUGAUGUCAUUCAACUAGGGCACUUCCUGUCGAAGUAGCAAACUGAUGUUGGGUCACUGUUGGGGUUUACAUUUGGCUCAAAGUCAUUGUCCACUGGGGCAAUGUUGGGUCACCAGGCUCAGGUUGAUUUUCAGUCAACUUUAAAUCCAUUUAAUGCUAAUGUUGGGUCAUUUUUUGGCCCAGUGUUGGGUGGCAGCAUUGGAUAAAUUUUGGAUUGCAAUAUUGGUCCAGUAUUGGGUCACUGGGGUUGACAGAUGUUCAGCCACCUUCAACUUGACUUUUCCAAAGUUAGGCCAAAGUUCAAAAUUUCCAGAUAUUCCACUGGGUCAAGACUUGAAGCAAACAGAAUUUCCUCCAUUGGGCCAAUGUUGGGACAACAUUCAGCCAGCUUUAAAGAGCCACAGAGCCAGGCUUGCCCCAGCACUGGCAGAGUUGUUAUAAAAGUGUGCCAUUGAAUCAACACUGGGGCAACUCUAGACCAAUGCUGGCUAGGGUAGCACUGUCAGGCCUGACAUCCGCACUAAAACAGACGUCAGUUUGCUACAUGGGUGUGUUCAUGUCUCCUUUAUCAAUGUGGUGCUUCUCGUUUACCGCGUCAGUCCAUACAGAGGUGAUGCUACGCCAACAUAGCAAUCAACCCUAAUGGGAGUGACCGGCUCAUCCACCCUCAACAAACAUCCAUCACUGUUUAUUUCCCUUCUAUUUUUAACAGUCCACCACAAUCUCUCUCUCUUUCCUGUUGUAUCUCAUUAUUGUAUUUUUUUUCCUGACUGUGUGUGUGUGUGAGUGUGUAUGUGUGUGUAUGACUAAUGAAAUGUCGUGACUAUAGGGAGCAGUGUGUUACACCUCAGGGCAGCUUGAGGUUUAUUUGACUGUGUAGCUUGUGUGAUGUGAGAAUAUAGACUGGGUGAGUAAAUGAAAAAAAAAAAAACAACAAAACAGAUUAAUGAACUAAAAA